GGCAGCACGUCAGCAGGCCGCAGCAGAAGCUGCAGCAGCCACACGGUUGCAACAGCAGCAGAUCGAGGCAAGUCAAAACCAAGUUCGUUACCAAGCUACAAUGGAGCUCGCCAACGAAGAAGCCACGUACCGGAGGUUACUCCGACGGCAGCAUUUUCCAGCAAACGAGGUACAAGAGGAGCCGACCGAGGACGAGAGAAACAAGGAGGCCACAACAGUUUUGAUGGAGAACCUGCUGUACACGUGCAAUUGGCAGCAACGUGAAGUGUUGGCCAUGCGGCAGGUCUUCAUCCGCCACGAAACGACGUUUAAAGCAUUGGACAAGAAGAUCGCUACUAUGCAGGCCAAACUCAGCACACUACACGCCACCAACAGCCAGCAGCAGACAAUCAACGGCCAGCUGCAGAACGGUGUCAGCACAGGGUUGGCACAACUAUCGGCAGCUACGCCGACGGGCAGCGCAGUGGCAGAUUGCAGCCCAGCCUUGGCCGCGCAGGCCAAGCAACUCGAGGAGCGGAUCAACCAUGUGGUCGCGUCCCUCGGCGACAUCAGCAAGUUUGCUGGAGCGUCGACAGUCAGCAAUCAACUGCAGAUGCUCAGCGACCGCGUUCAGCAACGACCGGUCGCUGUCGCCAAGGAAUGGAAGAUGCCGAACUUCAAGAUCGAGAAGUUCGAUGAUUAUCACAAGACUGAUCCGCUGCAAUGGUGGAUGGCAUUCAACGCAGAGGCGGACGUGCAUCACACUCCAGCACUGCGGCGGCUUGACGCACUCUACCUCCAACUCGUUGGAGGGGCGCAGGCCUUCAUGACGCACAUGGCGGUCACAUUGGAAUGUACCAUCGCCAGAUUCGCCACCCUCCACACCAAGAUCACGUGGGAGGAAUUCGAGAAGAAAUGGAAGACCCAGUUCAUGGUCAACAACGACACGCGUCACGCCUUGAACAAGAUCUUCCGCAUGUUUCAAGGCCAGCAACCUUCACGGGAGUGGCUGACGGAGUGGCAAAGACUCUUCGCCACCCCAGAGUUGAACUUACCGUUCGACGCAAUCCGGGCCGAAUUCUUCGCUCCGUCAUGCGACGCCUUGACAGCUGCUCUCGGCAGCGAAGUCCAGUAUGAGACCUUUGAUGACAUGAUCUCAAAGGCAAGAGAAUUAAUCCAAGCAUGCGAGGCCGUGUCAUUCGACAUAUUGGACACUAAGUUUGAUAUGAUCUUAGGCAUGUCGUGGCUGCAAAGCAAAGACCAUCCGGUAAACUUCAAUCGACGCACCGUUCACGUUCGUGAUCGGCGUGGCGAAUUAGUCCCGUGUACGGUACCGCUUCCUCAUCCUUCGAUUAGUUGUCACGUGGUCUCCGCGGCGAGCAUUCGCCAAUCCAUACGGCGGAACGACAUCGAGGAGAUGGGCAUAUGUUUUCUUCACGCCCUCCCACCCGGUGAUCAGCCCAAGAUGGAUACGUUGGACCCACGCAUCAUUGAGCUGUUGGACAGCUAUGAGGAUGUCUUCCAAGCUCCCGCCGGAGUAGUACCGGAUCGGCCCAUACGCCACGGGAUCACUCUCGAGGAUGGCGCCGUACCUCCGAGCGGAUGUAUCUACCGCAUGAGCGAAGAGGAGCUUCAAGUGCUUCGGGCACAACUAGACGAUCUCUUGGCCAAGGGCUGGAUUCGCCCUAGAUGUUCGCGAUACGGUGCUCCCGUUCUCUUCAUUCGGAAGAAGAAUAAGGACCUUCGUUUGUACAUCGACUAUCGGAAACUUAACGCGCAAACGAUCAAGAACGUCGGCCCUCUCCCUCGGAUCGAUGAUUUUCUCGAGCGACUAGGCAGCGCCAAGUACUUCUCGAAGCUUGACCUCAAAUCCGGCUACCACCAGAUCGAGAUCCAGCCAAGAGAUAGGUACAAGACCGCGUUCAAGACGCAAUAUGGGCACUUUGAGUGGAUCGUCAUGCCUUUCGGUCUCACCAAUGCCCCGACUACUUUCCAAGCGGCUAUGACGACGGAAUUCCGCGACUUGCUCGACCGCACCGUCCUCAUUUACCUUGAUGACAUCUUGGUUUAUAGUCGGACGAUGGACGAGCACCUUGAGCACCUUCGCGCCGUUUUGGAGCGGCUUCGUAUCGCCAAGUACAAGGCGAACCGUGACAAGUGCGAGUUUGCCCAACACACUUAGGCCAUUACGUGACGCUGCAAGGCAUUCGUCCGCUCGCGGACAAAG
Molecule: messenger RNA, 2206 nt
Organism: Chara braunii
Lineage: Eukaryota; Viridiplantae; Streptophyta; Charophyceae; Charales; Characeae
Source: the annotation of a GenBank genome assembly